AUGGAAGGCGACGGGGUUCCGCGCGCGCGCUCGGCCACCUCCCGGGGCCUCCCGGGGCCUCCUCUGCUGGCGGUGCUGCUGCUGCUGCUCUGCGGUCCGGGCCUGGGAGAGCCGCGCGCCCCGCCGGAAAAGAUUGCUAUUAUUGGAGCUGGAAUUGGUGGCACUUCAGUGUCGUACUACCUACGGCAGAAAUUUGGGAAAGAAGUGAAGAUUGAUGUGUUUGAGAAAGGAAAGGUUGGAGGCCGUCUGGCUACUAUCAACAUGAAAGGCCAAGACUACGAGUCCGGAGGUUCUGUCAUACAUCCCUUAAAUCUGCACAUGAAGCGCUUUGUCAAGGAACUGGAUCUCCCCACUGUUCAGUGUAUUGAUGGCCUCAUGGGUAUUCAUAAUGGAGAGCAUCUUGUAUUUGAAGAGAGCAGCUGGUUCAUCAUUAACAUGAUUAAGCUUGUCUGGCAUUAUGGAUUUCAGUUCCUUCGGAUGCAUAUGUGGAUGGAAGAUAUCUUUGACAAGUUUAUGAGGAUUUACCGCUAUCAGUCCCAUGACUACUCUUUUAGUAGCGUGGAAGGCUUGAUGCAUGCCCUAGGAGGGGACGAAUUCACUGGAAUGCUCAACCGGACCAUUCUCCAGUCUAUGCAGAAAGCAGGCUUCUCAGAGAAAUUUCUCAAUGAAAUUGUUACUCCCGUCAUGAGGUUCAAUUAUGGCCAGAACACAGGCAUCAAUGGCUUUGUAGGUGCAGUGUCCUUGGCAGGUAUAGAUUCUGGCCUGUGGGCUGUGGAAGGUGGUAAUAAACGUGUUUGUGAAGAGCUCCUUAAGUUUUCCAAAGCUUCGCUUAUCUCUGGCUCAGUUAUACACAUAGAGGAGAAAGCUAGAAACAUGCAGACAGGAGGACCCAAGAAGGCAUAUGAAGUCACCUAUAAAACAGAUUCAGGGAUAAACACAGACCUCUACAACAUUGUCAUGGUGGCUACUCCACUGACCAGCAAAACGUCCCGUAUCUCUUUUCUAAACUUUGAUCCACCCAUCCCGGAUUUUCAUCAAUACCACCUCUACCCCUUGGUGACAACUAUUGUUCGUGGGCGAUUGAAUCCACCUUUCUUUGGCUUAUCGGCAACUGACAGUGUGGGCCUUUCUGACAUCCUCACCACUGACAACCCAAAUUCCUUUGUUUACAGCAUCUCAAUGGUGACCCCAGUAAAAAAAGAGGCCAAUCUUCAAUCUAAGCCAGCAACCGAUUCAGCUGUUUGGAAAAUCUUUUCCUCAGGAUCUCUUACCAAGGAGCAGCUUAAUUUGCUGUUUGCAUCUCAUGAUUCUGUAGAGGAGCAGGAGUGGCUUGCAUACCCUCAGUAUAACCCUCCAGAGAAGUGCCCUCCCAUCGUACUCCAUGAUCACAUAUACUAUCUCAAUAGCAUAGAGUGGGCAGCAAGUGCUAUGGAAAUGGGUGCCAUUGCAGCCCAUAAUGCAGCGCUCCUUGCCUACCACCGUUGGUAUGGGAGUACGGAGAUGAUUGACCAAGAAGGAUUGUAUGAGAAACUGAAAACCGAGCUUUGAAGUGUCACCAACAUCCUUUUCUCCCUCCUUCCUCUCGUGCUCCCAAAUGAAAUCCCAAGAUGACAAGAAGGGUCGAGUGCCUGUGAGACAGGGAUGUUGGCAUUGGAUUAGAUAUAGUUGAUUUGUCAUUAUCCUUAGUUGAACCAAAGUAAUCAGUGGUGGGUUUGAAGGAGGUAGAGGGUUCAGUCAAGGAUGAAUAUAUAACCACAUAAUUCUGUCUUUAAAUCUACUGUGUAAAUCUUUGAGGACCUUUUUCAGUUUAGGCUGAAACUAGGUACAAAAGUAAGGAAUUCGAUAUAUCAGAUGUUUGUUAUCAAUUAAUUUGGAACCUUUCCUCACUUUGGAGUAGUCGUCACUGGUUUUGUGUAAUUUGUUGUGGAGAGAGGAUAGGAGUUGGAGGCAAGAAUUACUAGUUUGUGUGAUCUUGGGCACGAGGCUCUUUUUGAGCCUUAUUUUCCUCAUUUGGCAAAUGAGGGGGCUAGGUGGGAUAGUUAUCUCUAAGGUCCUCUCCUUACUAGUUCUGAGAUUUAUAAUCUAGUACUGAAAGGCUAUCAGUAAUGGAAUAAACUAAUUUUCUUUCUCAGUACUAUACACCCUAUCCCUCUUCCUUGUAAAUGUGCCAUUGCCAAACACCCUUUUUGAAGGCCAAAUUCUCAAUCCUAUCACUCUAUUGUUUUUUUUUUUAAUGAGAAGGCUCAGGUAUUUUUUAAAAUUAUGUUUCCUCUAAGAUACCAAGGCAGACGUCACUAGAGUUCAAUCUUGAAGGAAAACCAAAAGUGAGUAAGGAUUAUUGCCAUUUGGGGAAUUAUUCUCAAAUCCACCUCUAAAGUUGACUGAACCACUAUUUCCCUGUAGUGUUAUUAUUCAGUAUUUAACAGGUUCACUUUCAGAAUGAUUCAUGAAAUUGAAAUUCUUUUAAAAGUACUCUAGAAGUGAAUGCUUCUAAACUGUUGGUCUUGCCUUUAUAUAUUUUUUUAAGUAGGUAGCUAAAUGGGCAUUUUUAAAAGUUCUGCCCAAAUGGAUACUAUCGAAAAAAUCUCAUUUCUACAGCUAGUACUUUGGAGGCAGCCUUCCAUCUGAAGGAUUUGGGUUAAGGCUAGAGCAAGCCCAGCCACAUCUGAAUCAGAUCAGAUUGCAGCAUGGUACAUAAGACAGAAUGUUGGACUUGGAGUAAGAUCUCAGUGUUAAUCCUGCCUCAGAUACUUACUGUGUGUGUCAACCCUUGGGAAGCUAUGUAACCUUUCUGGGCCUCAGUUUAUUUAUAAAGAUGGUACAGUUGGACUCCACACCUUAAGAUCCCCUUCAGCUCUUAAUCCCUAACAAAGGUGUAUUUUUGUAUAGCCCUGGAUAACCUAAUGGGAUUGCUAUGGCCUUCAAAGCUCAGUGGGCAAAUAGAUCAAAAUUAGCCAAUGGGUGAUGUACCCAUAAUAGGCUACUAUGCACCUGGGAAAAAAUAGGUUGUGAAUAGCUUAAGUGUUCAUGUAAAAUCCUGUGAAAUCAACUCCAGAAAUAGUAGAGAAAAAAAAGUGAAAAAAUGUGCAUUAGGAUUCACAUGAAAAAGACAUUCCAUACUAAGUCUCUCUAGCUUUUCUUUAACCUUAGGGUUUGGGAGUGGGGAGAGAACUUUGUAUAAUGAAGUUUGAAAGAGCUGCCACUCAUAUUCUGAGAAGAAAAAUCAUAAAACUCAACUAGAGCCAACUCUCAGUUUACCUACCAUCAGAGGGAAAGAUCAAGUACUUCAUUAGAAUUAAUUAUAUUAAAGAAAACUAGCAAAAAAAACUUAGGUUGUAUAAAAAAAAAUAAUUACUGCUUUAUUACAUUAGGGAAUUUUUAUCCAACAAAGCACUGAGGAGAGCCCUCCAAAGGGUUGUAGAAAUCGAUCCUACCACAGAAGUCAGUUAACUCAAUAAAAUUUUGCCUUUCACAGCUAUGUAUACUGAGCAGUAAUUAGUGGAUGUCACUAUUUAAUAUUCUAUUUGCAAAGCCCUGGGGAUAGGUGAUUGACAUUCUUUAAAGGCAAAUAUUGAGCUUACACAUAAUGUGGUUGUUAAAGGGUGCUGUAUCUGCUUUUAGCAUUCAUAGGCUAAUUAUUAAAAUCAAGAAUUGGUUUAAAGAAAACAUUGUUUCCCCUUUUGUAGAUUCUUCCAGUUGAUGGAUAUAGAGCAUAACAUCCCAAAUGUAUAUGCUGAAGAUUGACUGAUGAGUAAUAUAACAAGAUUUGAGUUAAGAUCAGGCAUAUCAUUAAUACUGCUUUUGGCUACUUUUUCGUUGAGAUAGCGCGCCAAUUGUAAACUUAGACAUUAAGGACGAGCAGGAUCUGCUCUCACUGUUAAUAAAGUUAUGCCAGGGAAGCUAGUUAUCAGUAGAUAACUCUUGCUCAUGAUGCAGUGGGGUCUCAGUAUGUAUUUUUGGAUGAGGGUUUUUUGAAAAGGGUCACCAGUGUUCAAAGGGCUUAACAGCAAAACAGGGUGACUCUGGGUUAAAAGGUUUGUGGGCUGAUUCUUUUUUUCAUGGUGUCUCUUAUUCUGGGUAAUGGUGGGGGUGGAUCAUUUGUGGAAGUGCUGUGUCACCAGAGAACAGGUUUUAUCCCGUUUGAUUGUCAUGCCUCUUACUACACUGUUAAAAGGAUAAGCCUAGGCCAUGUCACUUUUUUCAUAAUUCUAACUCAGGGGCCUAAAUAAUGUAACCUAUAUAUGAAUCCUAGCCUGAGCUUUUAGAGGAAGAAACACUAUACCCUGCUUAACCCUACAAAUGAUUUCCUGUGGAGUUUUUACCUAAUUAAGGCCUGGCUAAGGAUUUAUACCCCCACCCCCCGUAUUUUUUUCUUGCUCACAGUGAACUGAAAAUAAACAAAUAUGCCACUCUG
Molecule: messenger RNA, 4414 nt
Organism: Vombatus ursinus (common wombat)
Lineage: Eukaryota; Metazoa; Chordata; Mammalia; Diprotodontia; Vombatidae
Gene: PCYOX1
Product: prenylcysteine oxidase 1
Exons: 6
Coding region: 1-1548 (515 amino acids)
Biological process (GO): prenylated protein catabolic process; prenylcysteine catabolic process
Molecular function (GO): prenylcysteine oxidase activity
Source: RefSeq, a predicted model, not a curated record